Messenger RNA from Miscanthus lutarioriparius, 1353 nucleotides. NCBI's taxonomy places the organism in Eukaryota, Viridiplantae, Streptophyta, Magnoliopsida, Poales, Poaceae. The record is from the annotation of a GenBank genome assembly.
AUGGCGGACACCACUCAGAGGAAUCGUCACGUCGUGUUGUUCCCCUUUCCGGCGCAGGGCCACCUCGCCGGGUUUCUCGCCCUCGCCCGUCUCCUCCGCCGCGAGCUCCAGGAUGGCGUCACGAUCACGAUCGUCUGCACCCCGCUCACCGUGGCCGCGCUGCGCUCCUCUGUGGCGGACGCAGACGCGGGGUCGUCCUCCAGCAUCAGCUUCCACGCGCUGCCGUUUGUGCCGGCCGACCACGGCCUCCCCGCCGACUGCGAGUCCACCAGCUCUCUCUCCAACCGCGGCGACUUCAUGAAGCUCUUCGAGGCCUUCGACGACUUCCUCUCGGGCUUAACUGGCGGGGUCCACAAAGGCGAGGAGAACGAGGAGCCCACCGCCGCCAACGUCUGCGUCAUCGCCGACGUGUUCGUCUCGUGGACCGUGGACGUGGCGCGCCGGCAUGGGCUCGCCCACGCCUUCUUCCUCUCGUGCGGCGCGUUCGGCUCCGUCAUCCUGCACGCUCUCUGGGCCAACAUGCCGGCGCUGCCGUUCGGCCCCGACGGGACGCUCCGGCUGCCGGAGCACCCCGCGGUCGUGAUCCACCGCUCGCAGCUGUCGCCCACUUUCACCUGCGGCGACGAGAGGUGGACGCGAGCUCGAGCCCACGGGGCUGGCCAUGCUGCGGCGCACCCUCGGCGGCGUUCCGGUAUACCCCUCGGCCCUCUGGUCCGUGGCGUCCCGGCGUCGGAUAAGGACGACGGUGGCAACGACUGGAGGAUUCUCCGCUGGCUCGACACGCAGCGGCUAUCGUCCGUCGUGUACAUCUCCUUCGGGUCACAGAACACGAUACGAGCGAACCAGAUGGCGGAGCUCGCGGCGGCGCUAGAGUCGACCGGCCGUCCGUUCGUCUGGGCGGUCCGGCCGCCGGUGGGGUUCGACGUCAAUGGCGCCUUCCGCGACGAGUGGCUGCCGGGCGGGUUCGAGGCUCGUGCGCGCGCCAGCGGCAGGGGCCUCGUGGUCCGUGGGUGGGCGCCGCAGCUCCGGAUCCUGGCGCACGCCGCCACGGGCGCGUUCCUGAGCCACUGCGGCUGGAACUCUGUGCUGGAGAGCCUCACGCACGGCGUGCCGCUCCUGGGCUGGCCGCUCGCCGCCGAGAAGUUCUACAACGUCAAGAUACUGGCGGAGGAGUGGGGGGCGUGCGUGGAGGUGGCACGCGGGAACAUGGAGAAGUCCAGGGUGGUCGAGGCGGUGGAGAAGGUGAUGGGGGACACGGCGGAGUCGGAAGCGCUGAGCAGGGCGUGGGCGGAGGAUGGCGGGUCGUCGCGGGCGGCGCUGCACGACUUCUUUAAAGCCAUGCACCUGCUGUGA